UUAUUUCUUAUUUUUCCUCCACAGAACCUUCAGUAACGUCGCAGCAAGUUGCGAAGGAUCUACCAUUGGUUCUUUUCAUCAUUUUCGCCUUGUAAAUUUUGAGCGUACCACGAAAUAAUUAGUGGAAUUCCACGGAUAUUGUAUCAUACUGUAUAAAGACGCCAGUAGUAAGAAUGGGCGCAGGCGGAGGAAUCCCGUUCCAGGCACUCAAGUGGGCCCUCUUCAUCUUCAAUGCCCUGUUCGCCAUCUUGGGUCUCGCAGUGCUCAUCACUGCCGCAGUCGUGCUCUCGGACACCAACUCCGCCCUCAGCGACUACGGCCAUCUUGCCCGUGACGAGAUCAAAGAGCCGGCGGGUCUCCUCAUCUUCAUCGGGCUGGUCAUGUUCGUGGUGGCCGGCGUGGGUUGUUUGGCUGCCAUUCGGGAAAGCAGGGUGCUGGUCCUGGCCUUUUCGAGCAUCAUCGGGUUCUUGGUCAUUUUGGAGUUCGGCGGGUCCAUUGCUGCGUAUGUGUACCGCAACGACGUGCGGGAAUACGCCGGGACGAAGAUGAUGAAUAAGCAAUUGAAAGAGUAUUGGACGGAGUUUGAUAAGAACAUUACGAAUGCCGCGGUGAUCACUCAUUGGGACGACAUGCAGAAGGGACUCAAGUGCUGCGGUGUGGAGAACUACUGUAUACCUUUAAGCUUGACAUCCUGCACUGGCUGGCCAAUCGCAGACCUGAAUGACUGCAUUGAAGUGCAGACCAGCAGGGCAAUCAAAGUGGUGUGCAGUUCCCCAAUCACAUUUGCAGAAUGA
This is a messenger RNA of Notodromas monacha, 794 nucleotides long. NCBI's taxonomy places the organism in Eukaryota, Metazoa, Arthropoda, Ostracoda, Podocopida, Cyprididae. The record is from the annotation of a GenBank genome assembly.